Panicum virgatum (switchgrass) is the source of this 2025-nucleotide messenger RNA. Its product is annotated as protein LAX PANICLE 2-like. The record is from RefSeq and is a predicted model, not a curated record. Gene Ontology annotation, biological process: multicellular organism development. The transcript is spliced from 4 exons. NCBI's taxonomy places the organism in Eukaryota, Viridiplantae, Streptophyta, Magnoliopsida, Poales, Poaceae. Bases 356 to 1348 code for a protein of 330 amino acids.
UCUCUCUCUCUAAUAUCUCCCUCCCUCUCCUCGCCGCCGCUGCCCCGUGCCAUGCUGCUACUGCUCCCUCCUUCCCUCUUCCACCUCCUCCUCCUCCAGCUGCUUCCUCUCUCUCCGUCUACCUAAUAUACUGUCCCUCGCCUUCUUUCUCUCUCCUCCCAUCUCAUCGCAUCUCCUGUAGGCUGUAGCCCGCACGAGCCGUCGCGUCGUCUUGCCUCUCAGGCGCGGGCGCGGCGGCCCCACCACGACCGGCCGUGUCCUCCUACGAGGAGGGGGAGGGAGGGGUGCACCGGAGGCGGCGCGCUGGGCAGGGCCGGGCCGGCCGGGCGGAUGGCAUGAGCCGGCGGCGGCCCGGAUGGUCCCGGCUCGGAACCUGCAGCUCCUCCGCGACGCGCAUGCCGCGCCCUGCGCCGCCGCCGCCGCCGCCGCAGCAGCAGCAGCGGGCACCGGCGUGACCACGGCGCCGCCGAGCCACAUGGCCCAGGAGCCCAUCGACCACCACCACCACGAGCCGUCCAAACCGCCGCCGCCGCCGCCGCCGCAGGAGAGGCCGCAGGCGGACCACCACGAGGCCCGCGCCUUCGGGGACGCGCCGGCGCUGUGGCCGCUGCAGCACGCCCACCAGGAGGCCGCGGGCACCAGCGGGAGCAGCGGCGGCGCCGGGGACUGGCUCCGGCUCGGCCCCGCCCCGGCGUCCCCCGGCCCCACCGGCGCGGGCUCGCCGCUCGGUGCCUUCUCGGACCGCGCGCGGGGGCCGCCGCUGCUGCCGUCGCAGCCGCGAACGACGACGGCGGAGGCGCUGCCGGGCAUGGGAGCCUUCCUGCGGCAGCCCGCGCCCGGCAUUCCGCAGGCGUCGAUAACCCUGCCCGCGCCGCGCGCCGGGCCGCCCUGGCUGCCGCUGUGGAUGCCCGCGGCGGCGCCACCGCCGCUGAUACCGCUCGGGCACCGCGCCUUCUACACGCCCGGCGCCGCCGCCUCCGGCCUCGACGCGAUCAGGGUCGUCCUGCCACCGUCGGCCGCCGGCGUCUGGUUCCUGCUCCAGGCCGCACCCCACCAAGGGAGGGAACCAUUCUUGCCUCAGAUUCCGAGGAGCUACCUACGGAUCAAGGACGGGAGGGUGACAGUCCGGCUGCUGAUCAAGUACCUGGCCGCCAAGCUUGGGCUGGAGGACGAAUCAGAGGUGGAGAUCACGUGCCGAGGGCGACCGCUCCCCGCGUUCCUGACCCUGCAGCAUGUCCGGGACGGCAUCUGGUGCCAGGGCGACGCUGCCGUCUCGCCGUCGGUGGCGCCACCGGACAUGCCAGUCGCUAACCACCUCAUGGUUUUGCAGUACGGCAGAAGGCCGUAGUAGACAGACAACAGACCACCAACCAACCCACACCCCCACCUCCGAUGACAGAAAUGUAGAUCCUGGCAUUCUGCCCCUCCUAACCACGGCUGUUGCCGGACCGGCAAUAGGCAGCAUGACGGACGACGACGAGCUCCCGACCGCCUGCGCUGGCUUGCCCGUGCGCCGCCGAUGAUCUGCUGAAGAACCACAGGAGAGGUGCGAAGCUAUUUUUUUCCCCGCCGGUGACUGUCGGCGCGGCAGCUCAUCGGCACACCGGAGGCCGUUUCUCUCCACACAAGUGCUGGAGAGAAUGUAACAGCUUGGAAGUUGCGCCUGACAGAGAGUCUGACAAUGCUGUGACGGCAAGAAGGGAAUUGAGCCCACUGAAGAGUAACGACUUCCAAGCCAUUUUGGCCUUGUUCACUUCACCUGAUCUACUAAUCUCCAGAGUUAAGCCGUUACAUUUUGUUAAUUAAUUGUUAGUCCCUGUUGCUCGCUUCUGUUCUUUGUUGUGGAAGCAGCACAUCUUGAAAUGUUCCCGUUGCUAAAGGACUUGUCUUUCAGAGGGAAAACUUGACAUCUCACUGAUAAUUAUUCAUUGAUUCAUGACUUGAACCCCUAGAAGCUAGCUCUUGUUUCUUUUGGCCAUUAAUUCAGUGGAUUGUGCCACAGCAAUUCAGUUGUAGCACCUUUCA